Molecule: messenger RNA, 1380 nt
Organism: Aspergillus sclerotioniger CBS 115572
Lineage: Eukaryota; Fungi; Ascomycota; Eurotiomycetes; Eurotiales; Aspergillaceae
Product: putative endo-1,3(4)-beta-glucanase
Exons: 1
Coding region: 52-1287 (411 amino acids)
Source: RefSeq, a predicted model, not a curated record
ACUCCACCAACACCACACUACCACAACCACAACCACAACACAACCGCCACAAUGGCAUCAUCCAACGAUGCCACCGACUCACCACCCGAUGACCCCUCCCCCAUCUUCACCACCUUCCACCCUGGCGCCAUAAACCCCGCCCUAUUCCACAAGCCCGACUUCCUAACCCUCCACCUCCGCUGGGGCAGCCAACGCACCUGGACACGAGUCGCGCACGAACGCGCCCGCCUCACCAUCCAAAAACAAAUGUCCAUGGUCCAACGACCCCUCACACAGCCCGAAACCGACUGCAUAGUUGAACGAAGCACCCGACAUCUCUACCACCAGGUGUUCGGUGUCCCGAUUGGGAUGCUCAUCGGCGUGGUACGGAAUAUUCAAAUCGUCAAGAAACACCCGACCUACCUGGACCUCUUCAAAGGGUUUGAGGAGAAUCCUACACGGGAGGCAUUCAAUCUGGCCAUGGAUCGGUUUAAAGCGGCGGAUCCGGUUGCGUAUAGGAGGGCGAUGUUCAUUGGGGGAGUCCGUGUGUUGUGGUGGAUGAUGCUAGGCCAGUUCAUGUGGAAUCACUGGAUUAAUAUGAGGAGUUUGAUGAAGGCUUUGGCUGAUGAUAGGAUGAAGACGUUUUUCGAGGAUUAUAAGAAUGCCGUCAAGACGGCGGAUGUGAGGGGCGUGGCGCCGGGGAUCGUGCCGGCGAUUUGGGAGAACCGGAGCAAUUAUCCGAAGGGGCAGAUACCAGUGCAGGAGCAGGAGCAAGUGCAACAGAGGGAUAUUGUGUAUGGGGGGUCCGGGUCGGAUGAGGAGGCAACGAAGUUUGGGGCGAGUACGACGACUUGGGGGAGCCGAGAGGAGGAGGAGAAGAUGAAGAAGGUGGAGGAACAGAGAUCAAGACCGAGAUGGUUUGGCCCGGAUGGAGCUGGGACUCUUCCUCCUGCUGCUCGGGUUCGUGCCCCGGCUGUUCCUGAACCUAGUGAGGACAAGGGGGGUGUUUUCUGGGAGGAUGAGGAUGAUGCUAGUCCUGUGGCGCCAGCGUAUCGGGAUUCGAUCCCUGGGGAGAGUGCUUGGGACCGGAUCCGGAGGCAGAAUAAUGGGGGUGCCUCGCAGCAGAGGCCGGUAUCUAAGCCGGUGCAGUCGGAUCCUGUCCCAGAUAGGGACCAUGGGAGAAGCAGUGAGCGCGAGCAGGCGCAGGCCGAGUUUGAUAAGAUGCUGGACAACGAGCGGAAGAUGUCGACGGAUGUUCUCCAGGGCACGCAGCAGAAGAAUGGUGCCUGGUGGGGGAAAUGGAACUGAUCUGGAUGUGUCCUUGUAUGAUAGAUAUCCCUUGUUCGAUAGAUGGGUUUGUAAAUGCUAGCAGACUCCCCUCUGAGCGUAUGACCAACAGUC